Molecule: messenger RNA, 924 nt
Organism: Cinclus cinclus
Lineage: Eukaryota; Metazoa; Chordata; Aves; Passeriformes; Cinclidae
Gene: PRR16
Product: proline rich 16
Exons: 2
Coding region: 1-924 (307 amino acids)
Biological process (GO): positive regulation of translation; positive regulation of cell size
Source: RefSeq, a predicted model, not a curated record
AUGUCCGCCCAGUCCAAGGGGACCGCAUCCUCCUCCUCCUCCUCGCCGACCGAGGGGCCGCCGGCAGCCUCCAAAGCCAAGGUGAAGGAGCAGAUCAAGAUCAUCGUGGAGGAUUUGGAAUUAGUCCUGGGGGAUCUGAAAGACGUCGCUAAGGAACUUAAGGAGGUGGUUGACCAGAUUGACACACUGACAUGUGAUCUGCAGCUGGAGGAUGAGAUGACGGACAGUUCCAAAACAGACACACUGAACAGCAGCUCCAGCAGCACAACAGCCUCCAGCUUGGAGAAGGUCAAAGUGCGGGGCAGCGCUCCCCUCAUCAAACCCCCCGCGCACCCCUCCGCCAUCCUCACUGUGCUGCGGAAGCCAAACCCGCCCCCUCCUCCCCCUCGACUGACACCUGUCAAAUGUGAUGAACCUCCCCGGCUGCCUCCUUUGGCCAACCCAGUUAAGACCAAUGGCACGCUGCUGCGGAAUGGGGGCCUGCCCGUGGGGCCCGGUCGCAUCCCCAAUGGAGAUAUGUGCUGUAUAGCCAACGCUAACCUGGAGAAAGUUGUGAUGCAGCCUCUGGUGCCCAGAGCUGAGAAAGAGCGGUGUGCUCAGCCGGGAGCCAGGGAGCGGGUACGGUUCAGUGAAAAGGUGCAGUACCACGGCUACUGCCCCGACUGUGACGUUCGGUAUAACAUUAAAAACAGGGAGGUGCACUUGCACAGCGAGUCGGCCCGGGCUGCAGGAAAGCUGCCACACCAGUGCCCUCCUCUGCCACCUCCUCCACCUCCGUUGCCUCCAUUUCUUCUGGAAAAUGGAGGGUUGGGGAUAAGUCCCAGUAACAGCUUUCCUCCUCCAAGACCUGCAACUGUGCCUCCACAAACUGCGCCAAAACCCCAGAAGACCAUCUUGAGGAAAUCAACCACUACAACAGUGUGA